AUGCUUUCGGUGGAACUAGAAUGGAAGAAGAGGUUACUAUGCAUUGUGAUGCUUCGCAAGAUGAGUCUGCGGGCUCGGAGGAGCCAUGUCACAAUCGAAACACUGUUAUCGAUAUCUGCAUCGGAAGAGCUGAUCGAUCCUGUCCAUUGGCCUGAUAACCUGAAUAUUCCGUCUAUGAAGAAUCGCUUUUCGCGCUUGUCUGCGCCAGUGCGGCUAUCAAGCACAUCGAACUUCAGCCCCUCCAAAACUGCAUUGGCUGGCCACGAUUGUGUGAGAUCUCAAGUGGCAACCGCACCUAUAGCUCGCGGAAUCACGUUCGAAAGAGCGGCUGCAAGAGCAAGGGAGACGACGAUGCGCUUGGCUCAGGUCGUGAGGAUGGGUCCGAUGGCUGUCGUCGAUGUGAAGAAAGAGGAAGGACAGAUUGACAGCGAGGAUAUUGCAGAACGUCAGAAGAUCAGAACUUUCAAGCGCGGUUUCAAUACUUUCAACAAAGAAUACCCUGACGAUAGCAAUCUCAAAGUCAAUGCCUGGAUGGAUAGACACUUCGAGCUUGACGACCACGCUGUCGCUGUGACUGCUCCUGGCUCCGGAAAGCACUUGACUUUAUAUCACAUUAACAGCUCUGCCCCUCUCAAGACCCCCGACGAAGCAGUCAAUGUUCCUAUAUCGCCGAAUACUGCUGUGCCUGCCACUGAAGAUCAAAUGGUAGCAACGCGACGAGCGCAGGCAAGCGCGACCCCUCCGACAACGCCGUCAGCAGAACGACACUUGGAUAUUCAGUCUGCUCCUGCUAGCACAAAGAAGAUGAGCAAGGAGCUGCGUCGGUUGACCAUCGAUGCGAAUCCCAGCCUUGGAGGAGCCUCUGCUUCAUCAUCGUUAGCAUCAGCAGCAAAACGUGGCACGCGGCGCAGCGGAAUGAUGCGACAGGAAUUGCUGGCAGACGAAACUCAGUCUCUACCAGACACAGCACCGCUGCACUUGCUGCCUGAUGGAGGAGUCUUGCUCACCCCGUCACCAUCAGAUUCGCCAAACUCUCCACAUGUCGUUGUCGCGACUGAACGAGUCCUAUCUCCUCCGCCUGUGACACAACCGCAGACUAGCAACCCACAACCCUCGACAGAAUCGCCUGCUCUCACUGCAAAAUCUGCUGGCAAACGUAAAAUCACCCAGUACUUUACUGCUGUCCCACAACAACAAAAGAACAACAAGCGUCGCAAGGUUGAUCACGACCAUCUCGAUCCACCUACUCUGCAAAACACCGCCAGCGCACCCGAGCCACCUGUGGCCGCACCUGCUACACUACCAACAGCUGCCAGUGCUCCUGAGCUCAAGUCGGAGGCUGUCCAAGAGUCGGAUCAAACCACAUCAAAUCAUGUCGCGGAUUCGGUCAUGGUGGACAAUGUCGUACAAGCCGUACACGUACCGCAACAAGACAAGGAACCCGACAAGCCAAACGACACAGAUCAAGAGCAGCUUUACAUCACGGCAGAAGAAGGUCAUGACCAAGAAGAUGCAAAGAAGAAGGAAGAAGAAGAGAAAAAGGCCCUCAAGAGGGAACGAGAGUUGAAACGUCUGGAGAUUGAUGCAAAACCUGCUCUGAUCGACAAGCGCUCAAGGAGACAAACAACUCUUCCACCAGCGCGACCAGCCGAUCAAGACGCGAAACCUGCAAAACGUCAACGAGCCAGUCUGCCUGCUACUGCUAUUGCUGGUCCUUCGAGCGCGGCUGCCAAUUCGACACAAGAACCUGCACAUGUACCCGAAGAAGUCAUUGAGGAAGUCCCCGAUGUCAAUUCCAUCGCACAAGCCUUGGCUGUACCACCAGAACCAAAUCCUCCAGUCUUUCCAGCAGGCACUGAUCCAAAAUUACUUGCAUCAGGCGAAGUCAAUGAUGAAUGGUUGACCAAAUGGCUUGGCUAUGUUGCCCAUAUCACUGGCGACGAAGACACAUCCAGAAUUCUCACCGAAGAAGACGCCAAAGAACUCAUCAAACCGGAUCGCAGCGACGAAACUCAACAGGAUCGACAAAAGCGAAUCAGCAAUGAACUGGACAUGGUCGCUGGAUGGAAUGUUGUCGAGCAACAACAAGAAGCUGCUCAAUCCAGUCCUGAAGCAGAUCCUGCUCCCGUCAAACCUCCGGUAAAGAAGAAAAAGCAGAGAUUUAAUCCUAAACCAAAAGGUCAACCUUACAUCCCAAAAGCAAAGAGAAAGGCUCAAGAGCUUGCGGCGAAGAAAAUGGCCAAGAAGAAGGCUGAAGCAGAGGCUGCUGAAGCCAGACUCGCUCAACAAGCUCAAUCAGCACAAGAAAUCCAAGAGCCUCAAGAGGCGACAUUGAAUGGAGCGACAGCUGAGAAGGAGACAGAAGCUGCACCUGAAUCGAUCCCUGAGCGGCCAGCUGCGGUGCAAGAUGCAGAGGCUUCGACGGACUGGUUGACCGAUCUGAUGAACGCUACUGAGCCGAUUGUGCCUGAAGAAGAACAGGCAAAGAAGACGAAGAAAAGUGCCAAAGGAAAAGGCAAGGCCAAGGUCGUUUGA
Messenger RNA from Aureobasidium melanogenum CBS 110374, 2535 nucleotides. RefSeq lists its product as uncharacterized. NCBI's taxonomy places the organism in Eukaryota, Fungi, Ascomycota, Dothideomycetes, Dothideales, Saccotheciaceae. The coding region runs from base 1 to 2535 and encodes 844 amino acids. The record is from RefSeq and is a predicted model, not a curated record. The transcript has 5 exons.